Molecule: messenger RNA, 3619 nt
Organism: Morone saxatilis (striped sea-bass)
Lineage: Eukaryota; Metazoa; Chordata; Actinopteri; Moronidae
Gene: fam219aa
Product: family with sequence similarity 219 member Aa
Exons: 6
Coding region: 177-722 (181 amino acids)
Source: RefSeq, a predicted model, not a curated record
AGUGGGGCGGUGCUGCUGUUUUGCUGUCGAGUCACCUCUGUCAGGAUGGAGGAAAACGAGCUGCUAUCAUGCUGAAAAACGAAGGUCCCCGACUACCGAGCAUCAUUAACCGGGAUAGUUAGACACAUUCACCGUUUAUGUGGACGGCUGUACCGUUUCUGUAACGCUUUGCCAAAAUGAUGGAAGAAAUCGACCGGUUCCAAGUACCUCCAGUCAACGGAGAGACACAGCCUUUGGACCCAGCAGCAUCCUCUACCUCAGAGGCGGACCCUGACACCAAGGGAGAGACUGUGGCUAUGAACUACAAGCCCUCACCACUGCAAGUCCAAAUAGAGAAACAGAGGGACCUUGCCAGGAAGGGAUCAGUGAAGAAUGGCACUGUGGGAAGUCCUGUCAAUCAACAACCCAAGAAGAAUGCCAGGACAAGGUUGGUGGUGCCAAACAAAGGCUACUCCUCUUUAGACCAGAGCCCAGAUGAGAAGCCCCUGGUAGCACUGGACACUGACAGUGAUGAUGACUUCGACAUGUCCAGAUACUCCUCAUCAGGAUACUCCUCAGCCGAGCAGAUCAACCAGGACCUGAACAUCCAGCUCCUUAAGGACGGGUACCGGCUCGAUGAGAUCCCAGAUGACGAGGACCUGGAUCUGAUCCCCCCUAAAGCAGUCAACCCUACCUGCAUGUGCUGCCAGGCUGCUCCCUCCACAGCCUGUCAAAUCCAGUAGCACCACCCCGACCCAACCCAAAAAUCUCCUGCCUGCCACCUGCACUGAGGCCAACUACUGACCAGAGUGGCAGCAAGGAGGAAAAACUCUCAGCUGGCAAUGGCACAAAGGGAAAACAAGGGUUUAUAAAUGCUAAAAUCAUAGGAAGACAAAAGAGUCAAUGUGUACAGUAUAUGUGCAUGUUCCUCCUAUGGUAGGAUCUGUGCAUCUUUCUUCUGCAUUGUUGGUUAAGCCAGGACUCGACUCAUGGCAGAAACAUUACCUCUUAGGUAACCAUGUUACUUUUGCUUGUCCUUCGUUCGACCUCCAUCUCGCGCUUGUGGAUACUUUAGUUUACAAGGACCGUGAAUGAUUGUGCGAUGUCGUGGAAGAACAGAAACGGGAACUAUUCGACCGAAAUGCCUGAAAUGGUGACAUUACUGUGACAGCCGCGCCAUCCAUGGAAUCCACUUCUUCAGCUGUUGUAUCAUCAUUGAUUGACAAGAAGAGAUGGGAAGUUUCAUAGUCGCCAUUGUUUUCUCUCUUUCUCAUUUCUUUCAGCCAGUCUGCUUCGUCUUCCUGUGUAUACGUGUCAAAACAUGAAAAAGAUGUGCGUGUGUCUCAAUAGGUCCAGGAGCGUAGUGCUAAACUAUCAAGCUGUUGAUAAAACACUAAUGCUUAUACUAAGAUAUCAAGUCCAGAUAUUUAUUUUAAAGGUUUGUCUGUUACACAAGGGUUGUAAUACUUAAUUGUUUCACAUUCAGUUAAAAGAAGCUGAAAACAAAUAGUUUCGCAUGUUGCCUGUUAACACUGUGUUCUAAUGAGCAGUCUGUGCAGAUAAGUUUAUCAGUUUUUGUUCACCCCAUAAACACAUCCUUGUGCUGGUGAGGCAUUAUGUGAGGCGUGCUUUUAAAAACAUAAAGUUAGUAAUACUUAGGUUCACCCACUGUAAUAUCAGUAGAUAUAGAGAAACAGUUGUUAGAACUAAUGGCAGAACAGCUCAUGAGUUAGUGGGUGCUUCCUUUUGUGUUUGUCCAUGAUAGCUCUGACAUGAGUUUAUGUUUAAAGAGAAUCACGAAAGGCAGUCACCACAUUUGAAUGUGGUUUCAAAAUAAUUCAUAUACUUUAGGGAAUAAAUGAACUGAUGAAAGGCUUAGAAUACGUGCAAAUACAUAGAAAUGUUGUGCAAUUUUGGUCAUGCAGCUGUUGUAGGUUCUGAAGAAUGUCUAUAAAGUGAUUCCAUAUCGCCUGGAUGGAAAUUAAAUGGGAUUUUUCUUUUUUUGAAAUCAAGGGAAGUCUAAAAUCCUUUCCUGUCUUUAAAGUUUUGUUGUAAGUGUAUUUGUUUUGUAUAGUUGCAUAUUCCCCCUGAAUUUUAAUAUAACCAAUUUGUCUGAUUUGGGGACGCGAACUGUAUAUGUAGCACCGGACACCGCUGUGUAUUGUCACUGCUUUACGCCAAUGGAUGUUUUCCAUGAUGUUGAAAUGGAAGUAGUCCUUGCUGUUAGGAAGUACUGAAUGCAUACUGUUUAUUUUUAUGUUUACAUCGCUCUAAAGACAUCAACUACUGUUCAGUAGAUUAAAAAAAAGUCACCUGCAUGUGAAUCUGCUCUGGAACAAAUGACGGUGAAAGUUCAGGCUGGAUUUCCCAAAAAACAGCAAAAGUGAAUAUUUUGGCUAGCAUGACACCUGAAAAACAUUUAUUCUUUAAACCUAGAUACAAUCUAACCCAGCUUAUGGGAACGAUGGUAAUUUAACUACAGCUGAAGCAGAGUAGGGGUUCUGGCACAACUUAACCUACUUCCACGGUGUACGGUUAAGGGAAAAAGUCUAAAGAGGUCAAAAUUUCAGUAACACUUGACUCAGUAUAACUACAGAUCACACUCUCAUGGUACCAUUCAGAAUAUCCUGUUGACUCAUGUACAGAAGAUUUCAGACGAGGAUGUGAAGUUGCUUCUGAACUUCUGAACAAUCUUACUUUUCUCUCUGGAUAUAUUGCAGUGUUUUUGGGACAUGUUCAGUCGUUCAAAACUGAUGCUCUGCUGACUUUGUUAGCACAUUUACAACUGAAGACGUUUUACAUUUAUAUGAAAAUCCAUACAGAUAGGACAACAUCAAAAGCAAUUUUGUGUAAUUCACUGAUAGGGGUUGCAGUGUGCAGUGUAUGACUGCAAAUGCAUCUCUUUUUUGUUGAGAGGUGCCAGAUCUGCAAGCAUACGUGUAAUAUGUGGUCAAGGAAUAUAGGAAUAUAUGUGUGCUCUGGUCAAAGUACCGUAUUUGGAGAGAAACUAAAACUAAAUGAUAAUUCUAUAUAGUUACCUGUAAGACGGAGUCUUACUGACUGAUAUAUCUGCUACAGCCUCAAUGUUUCUACAGCAUUUGAGUCAGAAAGUAAAUAAGCAUUAAAAAAAAUUACAUUUUGUUUGCAAAUAAGGUGCCAUGUGUGUAGAUAUUUAAAAGAAUUGCAUUAAGGAGAAAAAAGUACAGUAGGUCAGGUAAUAUGUCACUAAUGCAGCUACUAGCUGAUGUGUGUGUAGGACUUGUAGCUGUUAACAUUAACACUGAGGGACUGACUGUGCGAUUGACUGUGGUGCUGAUUUUUUCCCAGUCAUUACCAUCCUAAUAGAUUUACACAGGUCAUCGCAGUCGUCUUCUAUUGAGUGCACUACUUCAGGCCAGUGUCGUCUCACUCUAGGAGUCUAAAGUAAUGCAUUGUAACAGAAGUUCUAUUUAUUUGCAGUUGUGUGUUUUUAAUUUAUUUUUCAACAAUGGGAAAUAAUUCAUAUGCAGACUGAUGCUUUUUAUUUGUCAGAUGCUUAUUAUGAUGAUUGUGAACUGGUUCCAUUUAGAUUUUAACAGUGUUAAAAGUUCCGUGUAUAGUGCAACAUAUCAGAAAAUAAAUAUUAGAUAUCUGAAGUUUG